Pangasianodon hypophthalmus (striped catfish) is the source of this 7056-nucleotide messenger RNA. It is a transcript of the gene unc5b, whose product is annotated as unc-5 netrin receptor B. NCBI's taxonomy places the organism in Eukaryota, Metazoa, Chordata, Actinopteri, Siluriformes, Pangasiidae. The coding region runs from base 433 to 3246 and encodes 937 amino acids. Gene Ontology annotation, molecular function: netrin receptor activity; protein binding. The transcript has 17 exons. Gene Ontology annotation, cellular component: membrane. The record is from RefSeq and is a predicted model, not a curated record. Gene Ontology annotation, biological process: netrin-activated signaling pathway; anterior/posterior axon guidance.
CUCCUCGAGCGAGUGUACGUCGCGCAACAGAGACGGCGCGCGCUCGGAGGAUGGACGCUCACAGAUAACAGUCGGCGCCUGCCGAGGUCUAUUUACUGACAAGAAAGGUGUUUUUUUUUUUUUUUCCCCUCUCCAGUGGUAUAUUGCUGAACCUGUUUGGUCUGGUUUGUGGAGGAAAAUGGACGAAUUCUUGUGAAGUUUGAAACCUGUCGAACUUUACGCACGCCCUUGGCUGCUGAACAUCCUGGUCAGUGGAACUUCACCGUGUUCGACUGUUUGUCAAAGUUUGAGGACACGGACUGAUUUUGCGGCUGCGGAAGAUCAUCCUCGCACACUUUCUGAGGAAAUAUCGCUCCCCUGAGCAGCAGCUCGACCACAGAAGAGACUUUUCAGACCGAGAGCGCCGCGUCCGUUUGGCGUUAGCUGAGGAAGAUGCCGUGUGUCCGGCGCGAGCGCGCACGAGCUCCCGGCCCGCUGCUCGCGCUGCUGUUCCUCGGCGGCACCUUCGUGUGCAAUGCAGAUGGCAGUGACUACAGUGAAGUUCUGCCAGACUCCUUCCCUUCUGCACCAGCUGAGCCUCUGCCUGAGUUCCAGAGCGAGCCGGAGGACACGUUCAUCGUGAAGAACAGACCAGUGAAACUCUCCUGCAAAGCGUCUCCCGCCACCCAGAUCUACUUCAAAUGCAACGGCGAGUGGGUCAACCAGAACGACCACGUCACCAGAGAGAGCUUGGAUCAGGUCACAGGUCUGGUGGUGCGUGAGGUAGACAUCUCAGUGUCCAGGGUUCAGGUUGAGGAGCUCUUUGGCUUGGAAGAUUACUGGUGCCAGUGUGUAGCCUGGAGCUCAGCGGGUACCACCAAGAGCCGGCGCGCAUAUGUUCGCAUCGCAUACCUCAGGAAAAACUUUGAGCAGGAGCCACUCGGCAGGGAGGUGCGUCUGGAACAGGAAGUUCUGCUGCAGUGCCGCCCACCAGAAGGGAUCCCACCUGCUGAGGUAGAAUGGCUGAAGAAUGAGGAGCUCGUUGAUCCUGUGCAGGACUCCAACUUCCUUAUAACCAUUGACCAUGACCUCAUCAUCAAGCAGGCACGUCUUUCUGACACAGCUAACUACACAUGUGUGGCCCGAAAUGUGGUUGCCAAGCGACGCAGCAGCACUGCUACACUCAUCGUCUAUGUGAGUGGAGGCUGGUCGUCCUGGACAGAGUGGUCAGAGUGUAAUGCACGUUGUGGGCGGGGCUGGCAGCGACGGACACGUAGUUGCACCAAUCCGGCACCACUUAAUGGAGGUGCUUUUUGUGAGGGCUCACCCUUUCAAAGAGUCACCUGCACCACCCUCUGUCCAGUGGAUGGAGGCUGGACAGAGUGGGCUAAAUGGUCAGCGUGUGGGACCGAGUGCACACACUGGCGUAGCCGUGAGUGCCAGGCUCCUCCACCACGUAACGGAGGACGCCACUGCAGCGGCAGCAUGAUGGAGAGCAAGAACUGCACCGAGGGACUGUGUGCCCACUAUAAAAAGGUUUCUGUUGAACAUACAAACCAUCUGGAUUCAGGGGCAGGAGUGGCUAUGUAUGCAAGGCUGGUGGGGGCUCUGUUGUUGUGUGUAAUCCUUGUGCUCAUUGUGGGCAUCCUGGCUUACCGCUGUAGCUGUCGCCAUUUCCACGGAGAUAUCACUGACUCCUCAUCUGCCCUUGCUGCUGCCUUCCAUCCUGGCAAACCGCCAAGACAAGAUAACCUUCAUGUGCUGCACUCCUCAGCUCCCCCCGACCUCACUGCUAGCGCUGGAACAUUCCGGGGGCAGAUCUUCUCCUCGCUGCAACAGAGCACACUUGACUCGCACCACAAGAUCCCCAUGACCAACUCACCUCUGCUAGAUGCUCUGCCCAGCCUCAAGAUUAAAGUUUAUGACUCCUCUACCAUGUCAUCGCUGGAGCUGCCCACCAGCCUGGGAUGUGAAGAAGACAUCAUGAGCUUGAAGACGAUGGGCAGCGGUGCACGAGAGCCUCGCACACACACUCUGCCUGCUGAACCGGGCCACAGCACCAGUGCCACGUUAGGCAGCCUCGGCGGGCGCCUGACCAUCCCUAACACAGGUGUGAGCCUACUGGUGCCGCCAGGAACCAUUCCUCAGGGGAAAUUCUAUGAAAUGUAUCUCAUCAUCAACAAAUGGGAGAAGACUACGUUGCCAUCGGAGGGUGGUCAGACAGUGCUGAGUCCGGUGGUGAGCUGUGGGCCCUCAGCCAUGCUGCUAAGCCGCCCAGUCAUCCUCACCCUGCCCCACUGCGCCCACCUCGAGACUCCCAACUGGAGCCUCACCCUUAAAACACAGAGCAACCAAGGAGUCUGGGAGGAGGUGCUGACUAUAGGAGAGGAGAGUUUGUCCUCGCCGUGUUACAUGCAGCUGGAGGAGCAGAGCUGCCACAUUCUGAUGGAGCACUUAGGCACCUACGGUCUGGUGGGACAGUCAGUUCCUCCUCAGCCUGCUUGUAAGAGGCUACAGCUUGCCCUGUUUGCUCCCCGAGCUCCUUGCCUCUCUCUGGAUUACAGUCUGAGGGUCUACUGCAUACAAGACACGCCCUAUGCCCUAAAGGAAGUGUUAGAAUUAGAGCGAACACUUGGUGGGGUAUUAUUGGAGGAUCCCAAGUCACUCCUCUUUAAGGACAGUUACAACAACCUACGACUGUCAAUCCAUGACAUCCCGCACUCUCAUUGGAGGAGCAAACUUCUUGCCAAGUAUCAGGAGAUCCCAUUCUACCACAUCUGGAAUGGGAGCCAGCGGCCCCUGCACUGCACCUUUAGCCUGGAGAGAGGCAGCCUGGCCGUGUCCCAGCUCAGCUGUAAAAUCUGUGUGAGGCAGGUGGAAGGGGAGGGACAGAUAUUCCAGCUCUACACAGACAUCCAGGAGACAUUGCCCCCCCAUUCACCGCUGCCUGCAGCAGGAACAAGCCUGCCGUCAUCUCAGGUGGGUCCUUAUGCCUUCCGCCUGCCAGCCUCCAUCCGCCAAAAGAUCUGUGCCAGUCUUGAUGCCCCCAGUGCCCGCGGCUGUGACUGGAGACUGCUUGCACACAGCCUGGGCUUUGACAGGUACCUGAACUACUUUGCCACCAAGCCAAGUCCCACAGGUGUGCUGCUCGACCUGUGGGAAGCCUGUCACCACGGUGAUGCCGACCUGGUCUCCCUGGCGACUGCUCUGGAAGAGAUGGGCAAGAGUGAGGUCUUAGUUGUCAUGACGACAGAUGAGGACUGCUGAUUGGGUAAUCAAACCCCGUAAAAAGGAAAGAAAUGUGCCACCAUGAAUAAAGCAAUCAUUAAUGCCAGUGGAUGGGCAUAAAGAUGUGACCACACACCCUGACUCGUCACUGUGUGUGCACACAGAAGAUACAGAGCUGCAAGCCGCUGGCUCCAUGAUCUCUCAGUUUUACACACAGUACUGCACUCAGUCACAACGGACAUGAACCAAAAAAAAAAAAAGUGAUGUCAUUUGAAUGAGAACAUUUUUUAAUCUUAAUGCAGGUAGCAGGUUUAAAUCUUGGCCUGUCUGCAUAAAUCAUAUGUACAAGCUCAUGAUUCAAAGAUGCUUUUUGCCCUCUCAGACGUGAAUAAUUUUUCAUCUAAACACAGGCACACACACUCAGACUACAUGCUGGAAGCCAAGUGUGAAAGUGCAUGAUUAAGCAUCACUUUAGGUCGUGAUUGAGCUUUUGUUUCUUAGUGAUUAUUGGAGGCUUAAAGUCACCAUCAAAUAGACUCUGGAGUGAAGCACUUUCUCUAGCUGCUGACACACACACACACACACACACAGAUGUCCUUACACAGAAUAGAGUGUUGAUAAUAGAGCAUGCAAGCAGCCAAAUUAAUGAGACAUAGACUCAGAAACAGCAGUACUGCAAUAGUUAUUAGUAUUGCCAUUUUCAUUUACAACAUAAUGAGAAUAGUCUGUAGUGAACCUGACACUGCAUUUCACCUGUUUAGCAAAAUUUUUGACAUGUUUAUGAUUAGCAAAAAGAAACAGGGAGCCUUUGUUGUUGCAAGAAAGUAGGGAUGUACAGAUUACACGUUUCCCAUUUCCAAUACAACAAGUAUUGCGUGAUAUCUCCUGAUACCUGUUACUGAUUCAGUACUGACAUCCUCACAGGAACCAAGCCAAAUUUCUGCCAGCUGCUGUUGCCUAGUUAUGCAAAAUAUCAGAGAUAUGAUGGUGCCGUGUUCAAGUCAACGUCACUCACCUUCAUGACAAAACACGUCAGAGGAUCAGAUGUCAAAUCAGAUCAUUUUCAGGCGAGUGUCAGUGCAUCUCUAGAGGAAAGCUUUUAUGAACUGCAUUUCCGUUUUACUUUAUUCUAGUCAUCUUGGUUGCUUUUAAUGAAAUUUUCUCUUCAACACAUCAUGAAAUGCAGAAGAGCUAUCACACAAAAAGUUUCCUAUAGGGAACACACUUUUUAAUUUACUGUCCAUAUUAGUGGAUUAUUGUUUCAUUCUUUCUUGUUGUAUCUGCUGUAAUGUUAUUGAGUAGAACGUCUACAUCUGUGCUUGACUGCUGUUACAUUACACAAGCAGGGAGUGGUUAAAAAGUGCUUAAAGGACUUCAUGUUAUGUGGCAAGCUUUUCUAAAUGCUGUGUAAUACAUCAUGAGUGAACUGUCAUUUCAGGCAUUGAAACAGACAUGAAAAAUGCGAGCUCUGAUUCUGUGAUCUUGUGUUUGGGUUCAACUCGAGCCAUUAAUCACUGCUCAGACUCUAAGGUCAGCCAAUUGUAGGCCUUGUGUUAAGUGUCUUUGGAAAUGGCAUGGCUGCUCUUUGGACUGCAUUGUGUCCCAUUCACUGUCUUCUCUGACUGUGGGUUGGAAAUGUUACUAUAGUGUGAGACUAACAGCCAUGGCUGUCAUGGGCCCUUUACCAUUUGUCCAUUUUGAUGUUGUAUCAUUAACAUAUUGUGACCUUAAUAUUAUAAGCUUCAGUCUGGCAUUUUGGCAGCAAAUGAGUUCAGCACAUUAGUUGGAACAUAACUUCGCAUUUGGUAUUAUUCUGUCUCUUUCUCUGUCUCCUUUUUAUUUUACAAGCUUUCUGGUUCAAUAUUUUAAGGAAAGUUGCGUAUCUAAAAUGAACUUGGAAUGAACUUGGAUUCUAUCACAGCCAGUCAUAAUUGUAGAUGAAUUAUUAAUGAGUCAUUUUAUCAAUUGUAAUAAAUUGCUAAUCAAAAUUGCUAGUCCACACAGUUUAAUACAGUGAAUGAAGCAUAUUGGUGUUAUCAGACAUUUCUUGUGGCAUACAUGAAAAGGAAAAAAGCAUUUAAGUGUUAAAAGCAUUUAUUAGUGCUAAUUUUACUUCCUACUACGAGUGUAGUAUAAAAAAUCCUUUGUCUUAGCCUAGUGUAUUUACAGCUCUAACAAUGUGUUAAACUUAAAAAAAAAAGAAAAUAAAAUAAAAAGCCUCAAGCACAGUGGAAAGCUUAGUAAUGCUAGUGGUAAAUAUUAGCCAACACCUACCUACCUCCAAUAAUGUGUUUUUUUUCUGCAGUAGCUCCGAGUGGAAGCAGGACUAAAUAUUAGCUAGUUAUAGAUAUAUUAAGAAACUAUAUUACAUGGAUAAUACAUGUGGCACCUAUUGGUUUCACUGCUUGUAGCUUUAUACUUUUCUCAGUAAAAUCUGUGUUUUUUUUUCCCCAGUGUAUAUUUACUGUAUGAAUGACUUCAUAUAAAAUAAUUUCAGAAGUGAAAUAUGAGAAAACAUAGCCUAUUGAGGUGCAAAUACAUUGAUGUGCCAUCUGUGUUUUAAAACGAAUUACUGAACUGCAGUGAUGUUAAUAACUUGAUAACCAUGUUUCCUACCUGGUCAAAUACCCACUUUUUAAAUAUCUCAGGGUUUUGAUAAUGUACAUGUGAAGCACUUUUAAACUCUACACCCUACUGAAAUAUAAACAUGGAUGUCACUCCUGUAGCUUUUGCUAGCUGAAACAUCACAUCUUUGAUGCUUGAUGUCAAAAAACUGCUUUUCUGCCAGAUAGAACUAUAUAAUUCUAAGGUCACAAUAUGUCUUUUAAUUUUUUUUUACAGCCAUUUCUUUGUAAAAGUGUUGAGAUAUUCUCCAGAAAAAAAGCAGUAUCUGUCCAUCUUUCUGGAAAAGUAAUUUUUGUGGUGUGUGUACACGUGCUGUUGAAUGCGUGCUGGUUGAAGGGCCUCAUUUUGUAGCAGUUUCUUUGAACUUUUUAUGUAAAUUCUAUGCAAGUACAAAAUGAGUAAAUUUGCAGACCUCCUUAAAGUUUUCUGUUUGAUGUGCAGGUGUCAGUUUGGAAAUUGUCAUGCUGUACUACUGACACAUGCUGGAACAGGCCUUAAGGAUAAAAAGGUUCUCCAAGGCUCAUCAGCAGAAACAAACAAUAUAAAAUGACUCCAGGAAGUUGGGAUUAUAACUGGUCUCCAUGUGCUCUUUGCUGCUUUUCUGAGCUGUGUGGAGGAAUUCUGCCAUCAGUAGACAAAAUUAAAUAUUCUUUCUAAGGAGGAGUAAAUUAGGACCUCUACCCAUGAAAAGGAUUGGCAGUUAUGACACUGUAAAGGAAGCUCCUAAGCACAUGGAUUUGUUUGGGGAAACUUCUUCUAACCUGGACGCAACAUUUGGACAUCCUUCAGGUGCACGCAGAGACGUGGGACUGCAUCUGGUCUCCUCCUCCCGAGAACCACCUCUUUCUGGAUGUUGGUUGCUUUUCACAAACCCUGAGUGAUUUUGUUCUGAUGUCAUACCAGAACUCUGAGGUCUUUUUUUUUGUUUGUUUGUUUCAUUUAAACACUGUAAAUGUCUGUUGUACAUAAAUGUUUAGCCUUCUUACUGUAACUAAAUAUAAUUUUUAUGCAAUAAAUUAUAUUUCUUAGUUUAACAAGAAAUAAGGAUGUCUGUAAUCAUUUCUUUGCUGUUUCAACACAGUUUAUGCAAUUAUGAUGUGGGAGAUGUGUAUGAUGUGUAAAGCGUGGGAGAAGAAUGGGCGAUGAAAAAAAGACACUAGGAGUUUUAAAGAAGUAAGUAAGUAAAUAAGGACGGACGGAAGGAAGGAAGGAAGGAUAGCUUGG